Nicotiana tabacum (common tobacco) is the source of this 339-nucleotide messenger RNA. The record is from RefSeq and is a predicted model, not a curated record. Lineage: Eukaryota; Viridiplantae; Streptophyta; Magnoliopsida; Solanales; Solanaceae.
AUGGUGUUUAUUGAUUUGGAGAAAGCGUAUGUCAUGGUUCCAAGGGAGGUGCUCUGGAGAUGCCUGGAAGUGAAGGGCGUGUCGGUAGCCUACAUAAGAGCGAUCAAAGACAUGUAUGACGGAGCUAAGACUAAGGUUAGGACUGUGGGAGGCGACUCAGAGCAUUUUACGGUUGUUAUGGGAUUACACCAAGGCUCUGCGCUUAGCCCAUUCCUAUUUUCCUUGGUGAUGGAUGCUUUGACACGCCAUAUUCAAGGGGAGGUGCCAUGGUGUAUGUUGUUUGCUGAUGACAUCAUUCUAAUUGACGAGACGAGGGCAGGUGUUAACGAGAGAUUGGAG